Molecule: messenger RNA, 2331 nt
Organism: Condylura cristata (star-nosed mole)
Lineage: Eukaryota; Metazoa; Chordata; Mammalia; Eulipotyphla; Talpidae
Gene: ASPG
Product: asparaginase
Exons: 20
Coding region: 1-2331 (776 amino acids)
Molecular function (GO): asparaginase activity
Source: RefSeq, a predicted model, not a curated record
AUGCCGGACGGCCCUGGCCCCCUUGUGCUGUGCUGGAGGGUGGGGGCGGAGUCCCGCGCUAUUGGCCCUCUAGUCAACAUCCUCUACCCGCGUCCACCAGCAGGGGGCGGCUGGUGCCGGGCAGGCCCACGGCCCAGGAGCCCUUCCACGGGCGAGGGCCAGGGCCAGGGCUGCCCGCCCUCUGUGCUCUGGAGCCCCGACCAGUCCCUGGAGAAAGAGACCCCAAAGUCAGAAGCCUUGAAAAUGGUGCUCGUCCCCGGGAAGGGCCUGGCUGCUGUCCUGAGGACACUGCCCAUGUUCCACGACCAGGAGCACGCCCGGGCCCGCGGGCUCCCUGAGGACACCUUGGUGCUGCCGCCUGCCAGCGGCGACCAGAGGAUCGUUUACACCGUGCUGGAGUGCCAGCCUCUCUUCGACUCCAGCGACAUGACCAUUGCUGAGUGGGUGCAGAUCGCCCAGACCAUCCAGAGCCACUACGACCAGUACCACGGCUUUGUGGUCAUCCACGGCACCGACACGAUGGCCUUUGCCGCCUCCGUGCUGUCCUUUGUGCUGGAGAACCUGCGGAAGACAGUCGUCCUCACCGGCGCCCAGGUGCCCAUCCACGCGCUGUGGAGCGAUGGCCGGGAGAACCUGCUGGGGGCCCUGCUUAUGGCCGGCCUGUACGUCAUCCCCGAGGUCUGCCUGUUCUUCCAGAACCAGCUGUUUCGGGGCACCCGGGUGACCAAGGUGGAUUCGCGCAGGUUCGCAGCCUUCUGCUCCCCCAACCUGCCCCCGCUGGCUGUCAUGGGCGCUGACGUCACGAUCAACCAGGAGCUGGUGCGGAGGCCGCGGGGGCCGGCACAGCUGGUGGUGCACAGCGGCAUGGAGCAGGAUGUGGGGCUGCUGCGCCUGUACCCCGGCAUCCCCGCCAGCCUGGUGCGGGCCUUCCUGCAGCCCCCCCUCAGGGGCGUGGUCCUGGAGACCUUCGGCUCAGGCAACGGGCCCACCAAGCCGGAGCUGCUGCGCGAGCUGAGGGAGGCGGCCGCGCGGGGCCUGCUGGUCCUCAACUGCACCCACUGCCUGCAGGGCGCCGUCACCUCCGACUACGCGUCCGGCACGGCCAUGGCUGGGGCGGGCAUCGUCUCCGGCUUCGACAUGACGUCCGAGGCCGCCCUGGCCAAGCUGUCCUACGUGCUGGGCCAGCCGGGGCUGAGCCCCGAGGGCAGGAAGCAGCUGCUGGCCAGGGACCUUCGGGGGGAGGUGACGCUGCCUGCGGCCGAGGAGAGCCGGGCCUCCCUCCCGGGGGGCGUGCUGGGCCGUCAGCUCGCCCAGCUCCUCAGCCUGAGCCAGGAGGCCGAUGCCGUGCGGGACGUGCUAGUGCCCAGCCUGGCCUGUGCCGCCGCCCACGCCGGUGACCUGGAGACCCUGCAGGCGCUGGCCGAGCUGUGUCCCAACACCCGCAGCCCGCCCAACCGGUCUCCCGGCCUCACACCCUGCCGGGCCUGCGGAGCCGGGAGUGGCACCAAGGGGCCACCUGCCCCCACGGCUCCUUGGGCGGGGCUGGGGCCUGUGGCCGCCCCCUCUCGUGGCAGGCAUCAGGGCGUCAUCAACCUGCUGCGGAAAGCGGGGGCCUGCCUGUCCCCCCAGGAGCUGGAGGAUGCGGGGACAGAGCUGUGCAGGCUGGCGUCCAGGGCGGACCGAGAAGGCCUGAGGGCGUGGUGCCAGGCUGGGGCUGACCCGGCACUGCCCGGCUACGAUGGGCGCAGCGCCCUGCACAUUCCUGUGGUGAGCGUCUCCUGGGCCGAGGGCCCGGGCGCCGAGGGAGCCACAGCCCAGCCCCCCACGCGCCAGGAGGGGCCCUCCCGGCGGCGUCCACUCUGGGACCCGGGCGGCCUGGCCGCAGCAGUCGCUGACUGCCCAGGAUCCCGGUCUGGGAAGCGACGGCCUCGCUGGCUGUGGCCGCCGGCGCCGGGCGCCCCUGGACAGACCCCCGAGCCCCGAUCCCGGCCCGGCAGCGCAGGCAGGAGCGCAGGCGUGUGCCCGUCGCCCCGUGCUGCCGGGCCCCACGCAUUAAGAGGGACAGGGAAGGACGAGUCCUGCGCCUCCCGUGAGCCUGGGCACCGACCCGGCGGGGUGGGGCCACCCCUGACCCGCUUGAGCCGGGCCCAGUAUGGGCGUCGCCCCAGCGAGAGCGGGGACCUGACGCCAGCUCUGCAGACCUGCGGCGUUUCAGCCCGGCAAGCGCACUGCCUGGCUGUGUGGCCUGGCCGGCGCCUGCCCCUCCAGCCUGCCGGCAGCUGGGGUGUGGCGGGGCUCUGCGCGGUGAUGUGGACGGGUCGGAGGCAGUAA